AGAGGUUCCACGGCCGGUAGCGGGGACUCGGGCGCCGGCAGCGCAGCGAGGUUCCCGGGGCCGGGCCGGGCCGGGACCGGCCGAGAGCGGGUCCAUGGGCCGAGUCCUGCCGCGCUGCGGGGCGGCGCUGGGCCUGGCGCUGCGCCUGCUGCUGCUGCUGGGGGCUGUAGCCCUGCGGGGGGGCCACUCCCGCCUGCACUCCAGGCGCGCGUUCCACACGGUGGUGUCGGAGCCCGGCCCGGGGCUACCCUGGUACAGCUGUGUCAGCUACGUGGAUGAUCAAGUCAUCUACGUCUACACCAGCGGGAUGCAGAGGGUGGAGCCCCGCACAGUGUGGAUGGCGCAGAAUGAGGGCCCGGAGUUGUGGGACCUUCGGCUCUUUUGGUCAUGGCGCUGGGAGGCCUGGUUCAACGCGAGUCUGAAGACCCUGGGUGAGCUCUACAACCAGAGCGAGGGGUUUCACAUUAUCCAGAUGAUAUACGGCUGUGAUCUCCGGGAAGACAACAUCAUUCAGGUGUUUUACCAGGAUUCAUAUGAUGGACGAGACUUUCUUACUUUGGAUAAGGAGACCAUGACUUGGGUAGCAGCAGAUAUUGGGGCUCAGAUCACCAAGAGGAGAUGGGAUGCUGAAGUAGAUGACAACCAGGGAUGGAAACACUACCUGGAAGACCACUGUAGAGAACGUCUUAGCCAGGAAAUAGAGUUCGGGAAGGAGACUCUACAGAGGAAAGUGCGCCCAACAGCUAGAGUGAGUGACAGGUCAUCUCAUGACGGCCUCACCACCCUCUCCUGUAAGGUCAGUGGGUUCUACCCCCGGGACAUCACCGUGACCUGGCUGAGAAAUGGGGAGAGCAGACAGCAAGAGACCUACUCUGAAGGCAUCCUACCCAGUGGGGACGGGACCUACCAGACCUGGGUGGCAAUGGAGAUUGAUCCCAAGAUCAAAGCCCAUUAUUCAUGUCACGUGGAGCAUGAAAGCCUGUUAGAGCCACUCUCCAUUUCCUGGGAACCAAAUAACAGUCUGAUUCCCGUUGUGGCUGGAGUUAUCACUGCAGUUGUCCUGGUUGGUGUUAUAAUCGGAGUAGUUGUCUGGAAAAAGAGAGACCCAGGUAAAGAGCCUGGGAUGGGGGGAUUCCCUGGACUUACUGGGCCCUGCACACUGGCCUAAGGACAACAGCAGUACAGGAGCCAGUGUCAGUGUGGUGUAACUGCCCCACUGCGAGACUGAGCUAAUGACACCUAAUGGGAGCUGCUGGAGGGCCAGACCCAGAAACUGGGUGUGGGUUACGGUUUAUAUGGGGUUAGGUUUUCCGAAGAGCUCAGCACCCAGUGAACUGAGGUCUUUUGAAACUCUGUCUCAUUGUGUUUUUCUCUCCUGUCGAUCAUGAGCACUUCGGACCUUGAGUCCAUUACUGAUUACUAGGGGUCCAUGCUGGACCAGGAACCAUAUUUCUGAGCUGCGGACACAGAUUGGAGUUGGUUACUACCUUGGGAACUUCAUUCACUGAAAUUUGCCUUUUUUUCUGCAGGGAGGAAGGGAGAUGGCUACACUGUAGCUCAGAGUAAAUGACAAGAGACUCAUUCCCUCUUAUCAAGUGGCCAUCGCUGAACAGCCAUCAGUAUUUGCUUGUGGAUUUUAGCCUGGAGCCACUGGCAGGAGAUCCUCGCUCCCACUCAUAGGCCUUGUCUACACUGAGAAUUUUAAGGAAAUCUCCAACUAUUGUUCUAGUACAGGGGUCAGCAACUUUUCAGAAGUGCUGUGCCAAGUCUUCAUUUAUUCACUCUAAUUUAAGGUUUUGCGUGCCAGUCAUACAUUUUAACAUUUUU
Messenger RNA from Mauremys reevesii (Reeves's turtle), 1827 nucleotides. RefSeq names its product class I histocompatibility antigen, F10 alpha chain-like. Lineage: Eukaryota; Metazoa; Chordata; Testudines; Geoemydidae. Gene Ontology annotation, cellular component: external side of plasma membrane. The record is from RefSeq and is a predicted model, not a curated record. Bases 95 to 1168 code for a protein of 357 amino acids. Gene Ontology annotation, biological process: immune response. The transcript has 5 exons.